GUGUCAUGUCAAAUCAAAGUUGUGAGUUCUCUUGUCAUUUCGAAUUUCGAUUGAUUUUGUUUGGUCACAAGCGUUUUUUACGUUUUUAACUUUUUCAAAAUAAAAAUUAUCCAACCAAAAUGAAUCCACUAACAAAUAUGAAAAAUGUCCUUAAACUAAGCGAACGUGAUCUCCAGCGAAGCGGCAAAUCCUCUUGGCACGACAUGUAUCGUGAUUCUGCAUGGAUUUUUGUUGGAGGAAUGCCUUUUGAUCUAACUGAAGGAGACAUAAUUGCAGUUUUCUCUCAAUAUGGUGAAAUUGUUAACAUCAAUUUAGUACGUGACAAAUUGUCUGGCAAGUCAAAAGGUUUCUGUUUUAUUUGCUACGAAGACCAACGAUCUACAAUUUUGGCUGUGGACAAUUUAAAUGGAGUCAAGGUCCUAAAUAGGUCACUACGAGUUGAUCAUGUUUCCGAUUACAAACCGCCAAAAGAAAACGACAAAACCGAUGAGGAAACGAGACGAUUGUAUAUGGAAGGAUGCGCUCCGAAACCACAAAUUCCAGAAGAAAAUAUCAAACUUGAAAGUGAAAAGAAAAUUUCGGAUUCUUUGCCAGGAAUUAAAAAGGAACCAAAAGUUAAAGUUAAAAAGGAAAAAACAAAGAAAUCGAAAAAAGAGAAAAAGGAAAAGAAAUCGAAAAAGGAGAAAAAAUCCAAGAAAAAGAAGAAAAAGGUUGAAUCGAGUUCUUCGGAUGAAAGUUCAUCCGAGGGAGAAUCAGACUCGGAAAGUGAGUCUGAGAAGGAAUCAAAAAAGAGCCGACAAAGAAGCAGGAGUCCUGCCAAGAGAUAUGACAGUAGAAAUGACGAAAGACGAGAGAGACAAAGGAGCCGUAGUCAAAGCCGUGAAAGAAGCAAUAGGCAAAGGCAUCGAAGUAGGUCUUGAUAGU
This is a messenger RNA of Episyrphus balteatus (marmalade hoverfly), 924 nucleotides long. Its product is annotated as RNA-binding motif protein, X-linked 2. The transcript is spliced from 3 exons. Gene Ontology annotation, biological process: mRNA splicing, via spliceosome. The record is from RefSeq and is a predicted model, not a curated record. Lineage: Eukaryota; Metazoa; Arthropoda; Insecta; Diptera; Syrphidae. Gene Ontology annotation, cellular component: precatalytic spliceosome; U2 snRNP; catalytic step 2 spliceosome. Gene Ontology annotation, molecular function: RNA binding. The coding region runs from base 120 to 920 and encodes 266 amino acids.